Nelumbo nucifera (sacred lotus) is the source of this 1564-nucleotide messenger RNA. RefSeq lists its product as uncharacterized. Lineage: Eukaryota; Viridiplantae; Streptophyta; Magnoliopsida; Proteales; Nelumbonaceae. The record is from RefSeq and is a predicted model, not a curated record.
AUCUGAUUCACUUUUAACAAGUUUUCUUUUCCCUGGAGCUUGAGGCAACAAACAAAUAAUAGGCCCCUUUCCAUUUUGCCAAAAGAAGAAGAAAACUUGCCUUCUCUCACCACGGUUUAGGGUUUCUUCAUCUUCUUUCAUUUUCUCUGGCUUUGUAAAUUCGCAGUUAGAAGGGAAUACGUACGUAGAAAAAAAAUGCAGAGAGGUAGAGGUGAUUUCUUCGGUUUUGGCGAUCCUUUUGCUGAAUUUGGUGGUUUUGGGGGCUUUGGUAGCCACAGAAGUCUAGUCUCUAGUUUUUUUGGGGGAAGGGACCCUUUCGAUGAACCUUUCUUCGCUAGUCCAUUCCAAAGCAUGUUUGAAUCUAGUAUGAUGGGACCGAACAUGUUUGGGUCAAGUUCAAGGUUUUUUGGAGACUCAGAUAUGCAUCCAGCUGGAUUCCUGGAGCAUCAAGCUCCACAAUCCAGUAAACCAAAGGGGCCUAUUAUCAAAGAGAUAACAUCUGAAGAUGAGGCCGAAGAAGAACAAGGAGGAGCCAACGCCAAAGAGAAGACUGAAAACCCUAGGAAGCAUUCUAGGUCAAAGGAACCGUAUGUUGAAGAUCCAGAUGAUGAAACUCAAGAGAGGAAGAGCAAGCAGAUUCAGUAUUGGAAUGACUAUAACAGGGCAGAUAGAGCACAUCCCCAGGCUCGUAGUUAUAGUUUUCAGAGUUCCACUGUUACUUAUGGAGGUGCCAAUGGGGCAUAUUAUACUUCGUCUACAACCAGAAGGACUGGCAGUGGUGGGGUGACUGUAGAAGAGAACAAAGAAGCUGAUACAACUACUGGUCGAGCCACACACAGGGUUUCGAGGGGACUUCAUGAUAAGGGCCAUUCAAUUACAAGAAAGCUUAAUUCUGAUGGCAGGGUGGGCACCAUGCAGACCUUGCACAAUAUGAACGAAGAUGAACUUGCUCGUUUCGAAGAAGCUUGGAAGGGGAAUGCUAGAAAGCACUUACCUGGCUGGGAUGAAAGGUUUAAUCUGAAUGGGAAUAUGGGUGCUGGCAGCAGUGGACAGGAUAGUCAAGCAAAGAAGGGCGGCUGGGCUCUACCUUCCACAGAGCAACGACAGAUUCCUGAGAGAAUGGGAUGGGGUGGAGUCAGGCAAGGAGGCUCCAAGGGGAGAAGCAAAGAAACUACUAGGAUUAAUAUAGAUUGAGUCGGUACAUUGUGAGUUGAGUGAGUUCCUCUUAUACCCUUCAGUACACCCACCACGAAUUUGUCCUUGGAUAGAUACUAGGUGCUGCUGGAGUGUAUAUUCUCUGGGUCUAGGAGUAUGUCUCGGUUUUCUGUCGUUAAGAAUGAUUUAUAUAUGUUUAGUGAUUCUAGUUGCUAAGUCUAUUUGAAAUCACAGCACAGACACUGUAAAGGAAAAGCUUGUCUGCAGACUCGCAAUGUUCCAUUUCCAUUGGCUUGGUGUACCCCUGCUCUGGGAUAUCUGUUAUUCUUUCCUCAACGCUAUGUUUGGUUUGAUAGAAAAUAUCAGAGAAAGUUGAAGGGAAGCUUUUAGACUUCUUAAUUUUCCUUCA